GGUGUCAAAACGGAGGUUACACUAUUUUGAAUUGCUUGUGACGUCACAAGCUGUCUACCAUUUGUUUGGAAAGCGCGCUGAAAUGCUUCUUAAAGGGUUGAGCAGUCAGAUACCGUGGAUGCCGAUUGCCGUAGCUGUGGGUGCAAUAAUAUGCACUGAAGUCAUCUGCAUUGCAAAAAAACAUUCGCGAAUCAAGAAAAAAACUGAAGAAGUCAUCGAUGUAAUAAUAUUUAAUGAAAACACGCGUUCUCAAGAUUUUCCAACUAGCGCAAUGGAGUCGAUGAUCAGUUACAUUAAUCAGGCUCAAUAUUCCAUCGACUUGGCCAUGUACACGUUCACCAACCUGGAAAUGUUCCAGGCAUUAAUGGAAGCCCACAUGCGUGGUGUCCGACUACGAAUUGUCACCGACCUGGUAAUGAUGACUUCAACCUUAACGAAAAUGAUUGAUUUUAAAAACGCCGGUUUUGAUAUUCGUUGUCCGUCCAGCAAAGUGAUGAUGCACCACAAAUUCGUGUUAAUCGAUGCACCCAAAGCUGCAAACGAUAUUAGUCUACAAAGGACCAGCAACAAGUUAAAGACAAGCACUUAUCGUAGCCUGUUGCUGAGUGGCUCCGUGAACUGGACGAAUCAGGGCUUCCACGGUAACUGGGAAAACUGUAUUGUCAUGUCACAGAAUGAUAAUCGUGUGAUAAUCGCAUAUGCAACAGAAUUCGAACGUAUGUGGAGCACAUUUCCAACAGUCUAAAAUUUGUAUUUCUUACAUCGAAUCUUAAUUCUAAGUUCAGCACACAUAAAAUAUGAUUUGUAACUAAUUGGCUUGCUGUUUUAAUUUAUGCAUGCGCCGCUCAAAUGUGUCCUUUAACGCUUUCAGGCGCUCCAUUUCUGAUCGCAUUUCAAUAUAUUCCAAAUAGGAGACCUCCGAUUUCAGCAAAAUUUCACUCUUCAACUUUAGCACGCGGUUCACUUCUUUCUGCUUGCGUUCCACAGCAGAAAUCUUCAUUGUUAAAGCAGAGUCCUUUCCUUUCUUCGCCAGCUUCGGCAUCUUUAAUAUUUCUACGCUUCUGUAA
This is a messenger RNA of Drosophila nasuta, 1067 nucleotides long. RefSeq names its product Mitochondrial cardiolipin hydrolase zuc (gene zuc). Lineage: Eukaryota; Metazoa; Arthropoda; Insecta; Diptera; Drosophilidae. Gene Ontology annotation, biological process: piRNA processing. The record is from RefSeq and is a predicted model, not a curated record. The transcript is spliced from 2 exons. Gene Ontology annotation, molecular function: RNA endonuclease activity producing 5'-phosphomonoesters, hydrolytic mechanism. Gene Ontology annotation, cellular component: mitochondrion. The coding region runs from base 83 to 745 and encodes 220 amino acids.